Molecule: messenger RNA, 1513 nt
Organism: Cryptomeria japonica (Japanese cedar)
Lineage: Eukaryota; Viridiplantae; Streptophyta; Pinopsida; Cupressales; Cupressaceae
Product: alpha-ketoglutarate-dependent dioxygenase alkB
Exons: 6
Coding region: 137-1156 (339 amino acids)
Biological process (GO): oxidative RNA demethylation
Cellular component (GO): nucleus; cytoplasm
Molecular function (GO): broad specificity oxidative DNA demethylase activity; ferrous iron binding; oxidative RNA demethylase activity
Source: RefSeq, a predicted model, not a curated record
CCAGCUUUAUUUAUUUUCAAUCGUAAACAGUUUUGAGGAAUGGAAUGGAGAUUGCGUAUUGUUGAGGCAUAGGUAUGGGUUACGGAGAAGCCAUUUAAGUAGAGUAAGGCAGAUUGCGUAUUGCUGAGGCACAGGCAUGGGUUACGAAGAAGCCAUUAAAGGAGAGGCGCAACGUACUGAAUUUAGGAAGGCCGAGAAGCGCUACAAAUUGUACAAGGCUCUGCGAGGCUCCGUUCACAAGGCAAAGCUCACAGAUGACCUACCCCCGACUGACCUCACAAAUGUCAUAGAUUUCUCUAACAUAAAGCACGAUAAUCUCCCACUCAAUGUCUCCAUUGCCAAGCUCGACUACCCCUGCCCUUGGCCUGUCUUCACCAUUACACAGCGCCCUGGAUUCUACUUUCUUCUCGGGGCACUGGACAUUGACGAGCAGUUUGGAUUGAUCAAGGAGAGUUUGGGGAGUUUCCCUCAACCUCCCAGCAGAACAAAUCACACUGAAUUUUAUGGGCCAAUCCACAAUUUAUGGUCUGCUCACGCGGGACCCAACCGCCAGCAUCUAGUUCAACUCUCGAAUGGUACCUGGGAAUUCAUGGAGGAGGCUGCUCUCCCAUCCAAAUCGAAAUCAAUCGCGGCUUCGACACUUGUUAAAAAACUACGCUGGGCUACGCUUGGAUUGCAGUUCGACUGGUCAAAGCGUAACUAUGAUGUUUCCCUUCCACAUGUUAAAAUUCCGCACAAGCUUUCUCAGCUUGCAAAAGAACUAGCAAGGCCUGCCAUGCAAAAGGGGGAGUUUCAUGCAGAAGCUGCAAUUGUCAACUAUUUUGGUUCUGAUGACAUGCUGGGAGGUCAUCUGGAUGACAUGGAAGCUGAUUGGAGUAAGCCUAUUGUAAGCAUAAGCCUAGGUUGCAAAGCAAUUUUCCUCUUGGGAGGAGAAUCUAGGGAGGAUACACCAUUUGCCAUGUUCCUUCGAAGUGGAGAUGUUGUGCUUAUGGCUGGGCCUGCAAGGCAAUGUUUUCAUGGCAUACCACGUAUUUUUACAGGUGAGAACUCUGAAGUACCGUUUUUUCAAUCAAAAUUUUCAGAUUCCUCUGAUGCCCCCUUUGUGGAUUAUAUUAAGGAUUCAAGGAUAAACAUAAACAUUCGACAAGUAUAUUAAAGUGUCAUUUUGAUAAUUUGUAGCUGUUCUCAUCGGCAUAUGGUUGAAUUUAUAUACCAUUCUUUCAUCAUUUGAGUAUAAAUCUUUGCAUUUCUUAUAUUUUAGUACUUGGUUGGAAUAUCUUAGACAGAGGUGGUGGUGCGCAUACAAAUCAUAUUUUAUAUUGGUAUGCUCCCAUUAACAUAUUCAUUAGAUAUAUCGUUGUUUUCAUAGACGAAGUUUCUCUCCUUUUUUCAUUCUCAAUCUAGUGAUGUUCAAUAAGUCAACUAUUUUGACACGGAACGUUAUUGACAAAAGGAAAACUUGUACUUGUUUUGUUGAGAAAUUAUUAGAUAAAAGACAAAUUAGGGUUUUGCA